AUGACCUUGCGGCUUAGUGGAAGGCCAAAAUAUGCCAUUGUGCUCGCCAGAUGUUCUCAUUUGACAGCAUGCCGGUUCCUUUGGUCUUGUCCUGCUGCAACAGAUGUUUGGGGUGAAGCAACCAGUCCUGUGAGGAAAUGGCACAUAGCCUAUGAGGACUUCUCUGUCCUAUGGAGGGAUUUGUCCACAAGGUUAGAGGCUGAGCAAUUGGAUCAGAUAGCUGUAGUGUUGUAUCAGUUAUGGAAAAGAAGGAAUAGGUGGGUCUUUGAUAACAAAUUCCAAAGUCCAUCUAUUAUUUACAAAAAUGCUACAGAUGAGCUUGAAGUAUUCAAACAGGUGGGAUUGUUGCAGAAACAGCAAGUUGCUGACACAGGAAUGCAGAAUCAAGAGAGGGUCCGAGUAUUAUGGGAACCAGCUGGGGCAAACUGCUAUAAGUUCAACUUUGAUGCAGCAUUUGAUAAAAAUAACAACACUAUGGGAAUUGGAGGAGUGUUGAGAGAUUCUAGGGGAGAAGCAGAGAUUAUGCUUUCUGCUCCAAGGGCACAUGUUCCUUCUGUUUUUCAUGCAGAGUGUUAUGCUCUCAUUCGGGUCAUGGAAUUAUGCCAUGAUCUGAGGAUAUCAAAUGUUAUUUUUGAGGGUGAUGCUAAGCAGGUGAUUGAUAGUAUCAAUGGACAACAUGUAGACUGCUCGUGGAAGGGACAGUUGAUUGAAGACAUUCAGUUUCUACUAGCAAGGCAGACUACCUGGAGGGUGAGGUUUGUAAAGAGAGAGGCAAAUCAUGUUGCUCAUGCUGCUGCUAAAUAUGCCAAGUUUCUAAUUUCUGAAGCAGUCUGGAUGGAAGAGGGGCCAAGUGAGAUUAUGUCUUUUGUUUUGAGUGACAAAGAAUGUAUUCCUUUUUGA
Messenger RNA from Carya illinoinensis, 900 nucleotides. RefSeq lists its product as uncharacterized. Lineage: Eukaryota; Viridiplantae; Streptophyta; Magnoliopsida; Fagales; Juglandaceae. The record is from RefSeq and is a predicted model, not a curated record. Gene Ontology annotation, molecular function: nucleic acid binding; RNA-DNA hybrid ribonuclease activity. The coding region runs from base 1 to 900 and encodes 299 amino acids. The transcript is spliced from 2 exons.